Molecule: messenger RNA, 219 nt
Organism: Acanthoscelides obtectus
Lineage: Eukaryota; Metazoa; Arthropoda; Insecta; Coleoptera; Chrysomelidae
Source: the annotation of a GenBank genome assembly
AUGCUGAAGAACAAAAAAAAUAAAAUAAAAAAGAGUGGACAACAAUAUAAAAGAGUACAGCGUGAAACUAGUGAAAAAAUAAGCGAAGAUGUACAGGCAAGUAAAAUUGAGCCAAUCAAGUGUUCCAGUUGCAAUGAAGACCUGAUCAGUGAUAUCGAGGAUGAUUAUGAGAAAAACAUUGGAUGUGAUGAAUGUCCUAGACUAUGGAAUGUCAUAUGA